GUCACUGAUGCUGAGUCAAACUUUCUGUACCCCAAAAAAGCGACAAUCCGCUGACGACCCCGGCCGGGUCUUGAAAGUGGCUCCCAGCACAAGGCUUGCCGAUUGCUCGGAAAUUAGCUUGGAUGGCGUCUCCGACUUCGCACGAGUGUGGGUUUUCUCAGCCAUCACCUCGGUUGGCUUGCUCAUAAUGCUCAUCGUGCCCUUCGUUUGGUGCCCCUUGGCUUGGAUCCGCGUUAGACUGCACAUGAUUCCCGGUGAUGGCUUAAGCUGUUUGAAACAUGAUGGCGAGAACGCUGAAGGUCGCAAACGGGCCGCGCGGGUGGUGCCAGAAGGAAUUGUAGAUGAGUCUCCUACAGGUGCCAAGCCCAGGUGCAACCAAGACUCGAGCGAGCGAGGUGCCGGGGCUGUUGAGGCGGACUUGAAUCGGUCAGAGCCCGAUCUGGCUGCAGCCAAGCGACAUCUGGUGCGUUCGAGUGCAACGGUGGUCACUCGGCGGUUGGGGAUUACACCUGUGCUGGAGCAUAGUGGUAUAGAUCCAGGAGAGCUUUCAGGGGCUCUCCUCACGGAUCGCUCAGUUUCUUCACCAGUGACACCUUGGAGCCAUGGCUGUGACUAUGGCCAUCGUCAGUUGACCAUGCUGAUGAGUGGCGUCAUGCUCACCAUUGCCACCCUGAUUCUAUGUUGCUGGGCGAUGGGGAAACCUCCAGAGACAUCCCAAAAGUUCUGCUGCCUGACCUGCUUCCCCUGCUUCCUGCUGAUGAUUGGGGCCUGGGUGGCCUUUGGCCUGCUGUCGGCGGCGCAGAAUUGCGAGACGCUACGAUCCAUGAACCCCGACAGCUGCGAAUGGAGUGAUGGCAAGUGGUUGAGUCCUUGCUCCGCAGGCGUCAUCGGAGGCACCGGCACCUCCUUGUACUUUGGAACCUUGCGAAGCAUGGGCUACCUCUUUGCAACCAUGGCAGCCAUCACCUUUCCCACCACGGCCUUUUGUUUGCUGGGCACCUUCGCUCCGGACAAUGGGCAGUUCUUAGCCCGCACGACCAUCGGAAAUCUGGGGCUCUAUGUGGACACGCAGGUUCUGGAUCCUUUGCUGCGCAUUGUGCGCGUGAACUGCGAUGGUGCCAGCUUGUCGAACCUCACCGCAGUCUUCGCCUGGUUAGACUUCGCAGCAGUGUGCCUUGGACGCCUCGCCUCGGACGCGGGGGAGACUACGGGGCAAAUGGGACCAGCGUUCAUUCUUUUUGUCUACCUCGUGCGAUUUCGUUUCUAUGACAUCCCCAAGCAGAUCGAAGACGACGACCUGCAGCAGGUCUCGGUCUCCGAUUUCUCGGUGCUCAUCGAAAAGCUGCCAGCCAGGCCCCGGGCGAUCCCGGGCGUAUCAUCCAACUUGUCUCAUGCUCCGAUCCCGAACCAACGCGACUACGAACGUCUUCUCACGGAACACUUGGAGAGUCGCAUGCGGGCAGUGCAGAAUGCCCAUGGGGACAAGAAAAAUCCGCAGGUCUGCGAAGUCACGCUGGUUCGGGACUUCAAGGGCAGGCCCAAGUUGCUGGAUGCCCUACAAGAACAGGCUCGCCUCACCCAACAGAUCGAAGUGCAGAAAGCCUACCACAACGAGAGGAAACUUGCCAAGUUGACCAAUAAGAAGGCCAAGCUGGACCAAAAGAUCGAGAUGCAGCUGCCAGCUGAAGAAGAGCAACCUGUUUGCAAAGCGGAAACCGGCAGGCUCCCGGUCCUUCGCGCGUUUGUGAUCUUGAACCGAGUGGCAGAUGUGGACAGCCUGUUGUACGACUACCGUCGCUCGGCGGCUCCGGGCUAUGAUGCACAUAUGCCUUGCCAAGUUUUCACUCUUCAGAUGUUGCCAGUCGCGGAGGAAGCGGUUUUGCGGCCAUGGCAUCCGCGUGAUCGGAGCUCCGCAGCCCACGGAAGUGCUUUGGGAAAACCAGGACGUGCCCUGGUGGUCCCGACUCCUCAGGCAGAUUUGUAUGCACCUUGCUCAGGGGUUGGUCAGGGGAUGCGCUGGCGGAACAAGAUGAGCAAUUAUGGCUGGGAUUCCUUACUGGUUACUCACCUUCGUUGUCCUGCUGGUGAUAUCAUUGGUCAGCUCCUCAGACUCCUCAAGGAGACAGGUUACAUUGGAAGUGAACUCUGUGACCCCGUGGUGCCAGAGACCACAGGGAAUGCGACCCAGUACAUUUGCUACGUAAAUGUGGCCGCCAACUGGACCAAGCAGUAUGCAGUAGGAGAGGGUGGGGAUAUCCUCAACUGCUGGUGUGAGUCCAUGGGAUAUGCUGCCUUGGUGGAAGACCCUUCGCUCUUCGAGACCUGUUCGUCAUGGCUUCUUGAGUUGGGGAAGUCAAUGGGCUCCUCAGCUGAAGGGAACAACAAUGGUAUCAUGACGGCAGCAUCCACGGUGGUAGUGGUCAUCAACUUGGUCCUGCAAUGGGUCCCUUGGACCCGGACGAUGACUGGAUCGGCCUUGCUGAAGGUGAUUCGUUUGCUUCUCGUCUUUAUCGCGAUGGCCAAGUUUGAGCGGUCCUUGUCGAACAACGAACUCAACUACUCCAUGAUGCAAAAGAUUUUCCUGGCUCAAACCCUCAACUUAGGCUUUGUUCUCUUCACGGUGAAUACUUAUGGUCCACGGGUCUUGAAGAAGCUUUGGAAAGAAGCUGUGCAGCUGUUGGAUGACCUGGGUCAGGAGAGCGACAGAGUGGCCCUGAACUGCACUAUCAGUGCUUGCAGUGCCGCUGCGCGAUGGCAGGAGGCCAUCUCCCUCCUCUCGAAAGACGUGGACUGCGUCUCCUUCGCCGCAGCGCUGGGCGCCUGCGCGCGCCACUGGCAGAGGGCGCUGCGGCUGCUGGACCGGGCGGAGGAAACGGUGGAGCUGGAUGUCGGGCUGUACAAUGCUGCCAUUGCCAUCCUGAAGAAUGAGCAAUGGCAGAUGGCUCUGGCUGUCUUUCAACGACUUCACCUCAAGAAAUUGCAGCCAGACCUCUUGUCCUUCAACACUGCCUUGAGCGCUUGCGCCUCGGCGCGAUGUUGGGAGCAGGUCCUGUCGGUGCUGGAAGUCCAAACCAGGUCUCCGUUUUCCCCCGACGCGGUGGGCCUCAGCACGGCCAUCAGCAGCCUGCCAGCGCACCACUGGGCGACAGCGCUGGAGCUCUUUGAGGCCGUGGAGGCUAAGGACACAGUGCUGUGUGGUAGCGCCAUCAGCGUUCUGUCCAAAGCCAGCCAGUGGCAGAAUGCACUUGCAUUUUUCUUUGAUAUGGGCAGGCUGCAGCUUCGGCCGAACACCUUCACCUGCUCCGCAGCCCUGAGCGCCUGCGACAAGGGCCUGCAGUGGAUACUGGCCUUGGAGCUGUUGAAGCGCUGUCGCCGAGAUCGUUUGGACGGCCGGGUCUACUGCAGCGCGUUGAGCGCCUGCGGCAAGGCUUCGCAGUGGCCAAAGGCCUUGGAACUUUUCCGGCAGAGUCAGCUGGUUGAUCCUUCAAAUCUCUUCACCUUCAAUGCCACCUUGAGUGCGUGCGAGAAGGGCCAUCAGUGGCCAUGGACCAUCCAGCUUCUGGAGGAGGCGAAGCAUCAUCAGCUUCAACCAGAUCUCAUCAGCUUCAACAGCAGCAUCCAAUCAGCUUCGGUCCAUUGGCCCACUGCCUUGCGGUUGUUCAGCGACUUGCAGUUGGCUGCCCACCAGCCAGACACCGUGAGUUUCAAUGCAGUUCUCAAUGCCACGGAUGCACCAGAGAAGGUCAUGGAGGAAAUCUUCCAGGAGGCCCUGGAGAGCAAGGCAUAUCCCUGGCUUUUAGCCAGAGGUUCUGACCUGCUGGAUUUGCACGACCUGUCUCCUGGUGCCGCGCGUUGUGCCAUUUCCUGGUGGUUGGAUCAGAAAGGCUAUUGGAGUGGACGGCACUCACUGGGUUUGGAGCUGAUCUUCGGCCUGGGCCUACUGCGCAAGUCCUGGGCCCAAGGUCCGCCGCUGCGCACCGCAGUGCUACAGCGGCUGCAGCAGCUGUCGGUGCCCUGGGCGGUGGUCGAAAGCAACGCGGGGCGCGUGCGAGUGCUCCCACGCGCGAAAGGCAAACAACGACCACCGCCUCCGCCACGAGUUGACGAUGCAUGUGUUCACCCAACGGAGCGUGACAAGGUCAAGCGGCUGACAAAAGGCAAUCUCAGGCAACACAUUUGCUACAUGGGUGAUGGUGAGUGUAUCCCCAGUAUGCGUGCAUCCGAAGUUGGAUCACAGCUCUCCAGACCAAGACCGCACAUGACCGCACCAAGGUACGUGGUGGUUGGAGCGACCAUUUUGACGAACCUCCUGCUGAACAUGGCAACUCUGCUCAGCCGCGUGAAACAUCAUUCCGAGCUGGUCCAGUACUACACCAAUCCGGAGUUUGAUUUGAAAACAAAGCAUCCUGGCAGCAUCACCGUCCUGGAAGGAGGCUGCAGUGUCAAUAAAUUGUAUGCACAGCUGCUGACCACGGUUUGUGCCACUUGCCUUGGGGGCAGGAUGGACAUCCUUUGGCUUCCCGUGGGUCAUUUUCACAAGAGUGGACGGUAUUGGGCUGACAAAAUCACCCUGCUGUGGUAUUCCAAGCGCCCCCCGCACUACGAUGCCGUGCUGGCCAAAAAUGCUGCGGAGGCAAUGUUGUACGCCGUCGCCCUACAUUGCAUCUUCGCUGUCGUCAUGUGCCUCUUCAUGCAGCCAGUGGUUUGGGUUGGCGUGUUGGAAUUCUCAGAGUGCCCCUUCAAGGGGUUUGGACAGCCUUGUGUCUUUCCAUCCCAGUCUUUGGGAGGAGACCUAGGCAGCUUGAUUGAGAAGAACGCCGGGCAAGCCUCAAGUGCAUUGGGGUCUUUCUGGCCGCGACUGACCCAGGAGAGCACCUGGAUGUUCGUGGCGUUUUUCGCUGUGCUGCUGGCCUUUUGGGUCAUUUGGUGGUUGCAAUGGGCCUUCGCCGGGUUCGGUGCGGUUCUUCAAGCAAUGUGGGCCUUGUGCUGCGCUUCUCACAAAAAGCAGGACGAGGAUGUCAUGGAAGCUGUGAAGACGGGCGCGGAGGACUUGGACGGCACCCUGCAAAGCUUGGGAUCCAAGGCACAGAAAUUUGAUGUGGCGGAGAUGCUCAGCUGGGAGGAAGCCAAGGCUCUCAUUGAAAAGAAUGGACAAACCUCCUCCUACCACUGGUGGGAGCAUCCCGAUCAGAUAGAACUUGCGCACCACAUGAAGGGCAACAUAGGCUAUUUGGAAAAAGACGGAAUAAAGAUGGAAAAGAUCGAAAGGCUCAGAAUCGUCUUGCACGACAUCCUUCUCUACGGUUGCCUCAGCUUUAGUUAUUGGACAAUAUUGGACCAGCGACGGGCUCUGGAACAAGUGAAAUGUGGCCUGCAUGAGGGGCAAACGCCGAAUGAGGGUCACAUGCGGCGCACACCCAACGGUGCUGGCGCGGCGGUGCACGACGCCUUGCGACAUGGCCGUGUGGUUUGA
Cladocopium goreaui is the source of this 5473-nucleotide messenger RNA. The record is from the annotation of a GenBank genome assembly. Lineage: Eukaryota; Dinophyceae; Suessiales; Symbiodiniaceae.